AUGAAUACAGCAAAAGCUCUUCGUUUAAAAAACAAAAUAAACUGGACAUCCAACCAAUUUCUCUUCCAUCCUCGAAGAAAUCAAACACCUACUUACGAUUUAAAUGCUUUAACAACAAUUGAACAUUAUAUGCAAAAAUCAUUGUCUGAUAUAACAAUUAAACAUACUCCAAAAAAAGUUGUAAUUCAACAAUAUUAUUAUACUAAUCCAAUACCAACACAACGUCGUGGACUUGAAGAUAUUGAUAAUGAUUCCGUAACAGAAAAAACUAAUAAAGAUAUACUUAAUCCAAUGGCUUUAGAUAAACUUAAAGAACGUUUAUCUAAAUUAUACAACAAAGACGUCGAAUUUAAUUUAAUUAAACAACAUUAUCCAUACCUUAAUAGUAAAAUAUUGGCUCAAUACAUCGCUUUAAACGCUUCGCGUUAUAGAUUUAGACAAAUUCGGCGUUCACUUUUCAAAAAGAUUCCAUUGGUUGGUGAUAAUCAACAAAAAAAUAAUCUAAAUUCUACUUCUGCACUUAAGUGGAUUCAAUUAUCACGUUUAGGCCAACAAAUUUUACCAACUCAUCUUACUGGUGUGAAAAUACAAAUUUCUGGUAGAAUGAGUCUUCGUAAAGGUUCUGCUAGAACUAGUGUAAUCAAUAAAUCUAUAGGUAGUUUUAGAUUUCAUUCUUUAGAGAAUACUAUGAUUGAUUAUGCAAAGGUUGAACGUAAAAAUCAAAAUGGUGCUUAUUGUGUUAAGGUUUGGCUUAGUUCUUCUGUAGUUACAUAA
Messenger RNA from Dentiscutata heterogama, 774 nucleotides. Lineage: Eukaryota; Fungi; Glomeromycota; Glomeromycetes; Diversisporales; Gigasporaceae. The record is from the annotation of a GenBank genome assembly.